Phlebotomus argentipes is the source of this 746-nucleotide messenger RNA. Its product is annotated as outer dense fiber protein 3-B. The record is from RefSeq and is a predicted model, not a curated record. Lineage: Eukaryota; Metazoa; Arthropoda; Insecta; Diptera; Psychodidae. Bases 1 to 672 code for a protein of 223 amino acids. The transcript is spliced from 2 exons.
AUGUGCACCAAUAACAAUUUGGGUAGGUUUUACGCUCUUCCAACGACUGUGGGAUACGAUGGGCACGAUUUGAGAUUCAAUAGGAAACCCAUGUUCUCCUUUGGCACGAAGAAGAAGCCAGAAAAGAUGAUCGGACGCGCUGCCCAAAUGCCUCUGGGAAUGGAUAGUAGCAACAUUACAAGGUUUGGAAAGCAGGAAGCUCCCAAGUUUAGCAUUGCAGGACGAAGAAACACUGUCAGCGAAGGAGCUCACAGUCCCGGUCCGGUAUAUUCGAUCAAUGACCGACUGACUAGGAAAUCUCCUCCUGCGUUCAGCAUAUCUGGCAGAACCAAGCAAUUCUCUGUUGAUAAAUCUCCCGGACCGAAAUAUGCCUUCAAUCCCAACACUGGAAAAUCCUCAACACCAUCAUUUUCUCUAGCAAGGCGUCUGCCCAUGAAACGGAAGACAAAAAUGCCGAGUCCUGCUGAAUAUCCGGCCCCAAAUUUGGAGAUAUUCCGACCGAGCGCCCCAAAAGUGUCAAUGAAAUUCCGCAGAGAUGGAAUUCACGGUGACAAAUCCACACCUGGGCCCAAAUAUUUUCCCUCAUUCAAAUCCUCAGCCAAGGCAUUCUCCUUCGGUGUGCGACAUCAUCCAUGUUCAGGACAAAUUAUGUCACCAGAGGAUGAAUAUUAAUGUGAAGAAAUUUAUUUCAAUAAAUUAUGCACUAUGAUUUCACAUAUAAAAACAAGAGUGCUGAAAAAUUGCAU